AUGGGAAAAAAAGCCAUAAUCAGCAAGCACAUUGUUUUAUGUAGUUUUACACAAAAUUACUCUCACCAUCCAGUAUAUGGAAUAAUCCUCAUAGAUGGGGACACAAUCCAUGAUGUGGUGUUUUUAGAUGACAAUAUCCCUGUUUCUGCUGUUCUCGAAAAAUACUCACUCCACCAAUUUAAAUUAUAACAAAAAUAUCUGUAAAAUGUCUUUUUCGGGUAAAUUAAAUCCCUUAGAUAAAAAUUUUAGUUUUUAUUGGAAAAUAGCAAUUUUUAUGAAAAAAUUACUUAAUUUAAUGGAUGGUGGCAAAUAGAAUAUUUUAACGGCUCCAUGCCAAAUGACAAUGGAUUUUUGAUAGUGUACGUUUUCACCGAAAUGCAUUUGAUCGAAAAUUUACCUUUUUUUCAGUCAAAUGUCUCACUAUCAAAAGUGUCAACCAAUUUUCGACCAAAAGUACUUGUCAGAAAUGCACACUAUCAAAAAUGCACGAUAAUUGGACCUGCACUCUAUUUUAAUAGUUGACGCACUGAAUAUAUUUUUUUUAAUAAAUUAAAAAUUAAAAACAUUUUUUUAUUAUUUUUAAAUGUUUUUUUAUUAUGAAAAUUUUGUAUUAUUAUUUAUAUAAAUAAAGUUGAAUCAUAUUUUUUGUUCCAAUUUUAAGGAUGUGAGUCAGAAUGAAAUCCUCAGGAUUGUUCAAAUUUAUAUGUCUCUCCUGGGCUAAUUGACUUAAAUGUUAGAAGGGAAUUUGAAAAUUACACAUAUCUGACUAAGGCAGCAGUUGCGGGCGGUGUCACUUUGAUUGCUGAAGAAGAUGGUUAUUACACAGAUAAUCCUCCAAACGGAGAACUCUUUUGUGAUUUAGGUAAAAUCGCACUUGUUGAUCGGACAAAUGUGCAUUCAAUGGAAAUUGAAGCUUCAAAAGGCUGCUUAGCUUUCAAAGGAUAUUUUUACCCUCCAAGCAGCUCUGUGCAAGCUUUACCUCAUAAUUUAACGGCAGUGUUUUCUAAUCUAGAAAAAAGUUGGUCAAACCUGGCUGAGUCUACCAGGCUCUAAUACUCUACUUGGCAGUCCGGCUUUACCUGGCUCUAUUUUUCUAUUGGCUCUACUGACUCUGCCUGGCAAUUUAACUCUAACUGCUUUAUCUAUCUGCCAGUUCAGUUCACUUGGCAGUCUGACUCUAGAAACCUGGCUUGGUCUAUCUGACUCCACGGCUCUACUUGGACAUCCAGCUCUAUCUGGUGCUCAUCUCUAGGGUCUACUUCACUCUAUAUGUAAUCUGGUUCUUCCUAGCAGCCUGACUCCAUCUGGCUCGCCUGGAUCUACUGGUCCACCAGAGAGUCUAAGCUCUGUAGGUAUUUUCGUCUAUAUUAAUUAAUAAUUAUUUAUAAAGAUAAGCGCCUAAUACCAAUAAAUUUGAUUAAGUUUCAAUAAUGAAAUUGCGAUUCAAACUAAUUGAAUUCUUUAACUAAAAAUCAAAGCUACUGAUAGAGUUGAUAUAUAUUUAUAUUUUUAUAAAGUUCAUUUCUUUAUAAAUUUAAAGAAUUAAGUUCAAUUUUUCACUAAAUGUGAUAUAAAAUCUUGUAUUGAAUAGCUAUAAUUUCUUUAUAAGUCUUCAUGCUUUUAUUUUCUUACAAUCUAAAAUAUAUUUGACCUGAUUACCAUCUAAAAUUUUUUAUUCAUAUUUUAAUAUUAAAUUGCUAAUUGCGUAAUAAUUGAUUUUUCAGAGAAUUUUAAUGUAAUUUGAAUUAUUGAGCUUAUUAUUUUAAUACAUAUUUUUUUAGUAAUACAUCUUUUUUGGAUAAUUUUUCAUAAUCAGUUUUAUUUUUUCUAUUUGAAAUCCAUUACACGAAAGAUCACGCUAGGAUUGCUGGAUACAAUUAAUAUUUAUAUGCCAAAGGCCUUAAAUGCUGCUUAUCAUUGAUACUUUUGUAUAAAAAUUUAAAGCAUUUAAUAAAAGAAAUAGAUUUUUACUUUUGAGGUUUUAUGAGAGUUAAUUUUAUAGUAGACUAAAAUGGUAACUUUGAUGGAAUCAUAGCAAUUUAUUAGGAUUUUGUUUACUCCUAUAAUAAUAUAAAUUACACUCUCAGCUGAAAGGCUUUUUAACAAUUAUUAUUUUUCUAUAAAUAUCUAAAUUAUGUUAUAGACUUUGACAAAAUUAUAUAUAUUGAUAGUAGCUGUAGACCCAGCCAUGCUUGAACAAAAGUUGGCCUACCAAUGCUUAUUGAUCCUACGCUACCAGACCCAAGAAUGCUUUAUAUGGCUUCUCCGAUGAGAAUGGAAUCUUUGGAAACCAGAAAUGACAAGAAGACAUCAGAAAAUUUAAAUUUAAAUGUAUUUGCAGGAGCGUUUUCAAAUGCGAUUGAAAGCGAAGGAGAGGAUGAAGACGAAGACUUUUCUGAGGACUCUCCGAAUGAUAGAUCAAAAUGAAUGUCAUUUCAUGAAGAACAAGAUAAACCUAAUGGCUCUUUUGCAAAAGACAGAUCACAUUCUGGAGAAAUAUUUGACUUUGAGAUGAAUUUUCAAAAAAAUGCUUCGCAUUUGGUGUGUCCUGAAAUUACUGGCUCUCCUUGGCUGGCUUUUUAAGUUAUUUUUUGCUUGCUCUCAAAUGUGGGUUAAUUUUUUUAUAUAAAACUUCUAUAUAAAAUGUUUUUUCUGGUUUUAAAAAAUUUAAAAUUAUAAAUGUUUGAAAUGAAAAAUCUAAUUUAAUUUAUAAAAAUGCUAUGCUUUAUAGUGCAAGCUGUUGAAAAUAUUAUAUAAUAGCUGGAGAUCUCAUUACUAUAGAAUCAUCAUAUAUAAAAAUAUUUUCCAUUUAUAUUGUAAAAAUUUUGUCAGCAAAUUUUUCCAAUUACUUUCUCAAUAAUCGAAGGGAGGAGUGAGGAAGAAGAAGAGCAAAGUCCUGCUAAAAAAAAGAAGCAUAGAAAAAUGCAUAAAUCGAAGUCUGUAUACACAAUUUUUGAUGAUUUAGAUAGAAGGAUAAGGGAAUGUCAGCAGAAUAUAGAAUGUCUAAGCUUAGCAGAGCAAUGCACAUAUAGUGACUCUGGUCUGACUCAAUUUUCAAGAAGAAAAAGCUUAUCACUUGGCCAGACAGAAUGUGGAUAUCAGUCAGAUAGCGACUCUAGUGAUGCUGGAAAUGUUAUUUCUACCCCAACACCAACUGGACUUUAUGAGAGAAGGAUGAUCAACAAGCGGCCUAUUCCUAUUAAAAUAGAAAAAGCUGCUCAAGCCAAUAAUAAAGAAAGAAGUUAUGUGUACCAUCUUGCAAAUUAUCCAGAUUAUUGAGAAAUUUCAGGUGUAGAAAAACUUAUACACAGUCUUAGAAGAAAUGUUUCAAUUCAUGUUGUAAACAUUUCAUCUGCAGCUGCUAUUAAUAAAAUUAGGCAGGCAAGAGACCAUUUUCCAUGUCUAACAUGCGAGAUUCCUGCAAGCCAGCUUUAUUUUAAUAGCAAUUCUGUAGGAGAUGGAAAAACGAUAUUUAAAAAUACACCCCCAAUUAGAAACACAGGAAAUUGCAACUUAUUGUGAGAUUUGCUGAAAAUGAAGGCUAUAGAUUGCAUAACAUCACAGCAUGCUUUUAUUGAGCCAUCUUUAAAAUCAAUUGACACAGGAAACUUCCAAAAGGCUUUGAAUGGAAUUUGUACGAUGGGGUUCACUUUGCAAGCUAUAUGGACAAUGCUAAACGUUCCAGUUAGUAGCCAUAUGCAAUUAGAGCAUUAUAUAGUUAGAAUGUCAAAGUGGCUUUCCUUGCAUCCUUCUAAAAUUUUAGGCCUUCAAGACAAAAGAGGAUCAAUUGAAAAAGGAAAGUAUGCUGAUUUGGUAAUAUGAGCACCAUAUGAAAGAGUUUAUGUAUCAGAUAUUUAUUCAGAGAGGAAAGAGAUGUCUCCAUUUCUUUCUCAAAAUCUCCAAGGAAGGAUCCAUAGUGUGUACAUAAGAGGAAAGCAGGUGUUUGAUGGUGCGAGCUUUAAAGCCCGAGGCAAAAAAGUUUUUAGAAUUAAUACAAAUAGAAAUUAG
Messenger RNA from Blepharisma stoltei, 4008 nucleotides. The record is from the annotation of a GenBank genome assembly. Lineage: Eukaryota; Ciliophora; Heterotrichea; Heterotrichida; Blepharismidae.